UAAGAAUAGUUUAAUUGUAUUGGCAUUCUCAGAACUACAUAUGGCACCUGGAUAUUCACAUGCAUUUGAUUUUGUUGAUUAAUCAUUCUUAACUUUCACAUUGAUUUGAAUGAAAGAAUAAUCGUACUGUGUUUGUUGUGUUAUGGUUUGCUAAGUCACAGACACAUCAUAGAUUAGGUAGUGAUGCAGGUGUUACAACAUGUAGGUGUUUUUCUAUCAGGUCCCAUCAGAGACAAAGAUCUGCUGGACCUGGACCUGGACCUGGACCCAGCAGUGUGUCCUUCAAGAGCGACCAGUCAAAGGAUGUUAUUAUUGCUUUCAAAGACCAGCCUGUAUCAGAAUCACGCUGAGUUGUUGUCACUUUGAAUCAUUCUAAACAAUCUAAAGAUAAACAUUUGUAUGUUGUUUCCAUUUCUUCAUCUUGUUGAUUCGUGUUUAAAGUGUUGAUGUGAAGGAGAAGCUUUCUUCACUGAUCAUUGAUCAAAUCUCCAUCCAGCAGUAGCUAAAGCUCUGAUCCUGUAGAGGUUCUCAGGGGCUGCUCCUCUUCUAAUAAAGUGCUGAGUCAAAGCGAGCAGCUGAUCAUCUCUGAUCAAAUCUGUUUAUUGACGUCUCUACAUGAAGGUUUUGGUCAAAUGUCUUGAAGCUUCUUCACUUGCAGCAGUAAAUUGAAGUUACUACUGGAGACUUCAUUUGUGAUGUUCACUUCAUCACUUCAUGGACCUUUACCUUGUGUGUGUCUCUAUGUGGACUCAUUCUCACAGUGACCUUCCUGAGGAGGAUGAAGCAGGAGGAGCUGGCUGACUGUCUGCAGAGAUCUUCUGCUGCAGUUUGUCAGGAUCAACUUAAAUCUCGCCUGAAGCAGAAGUUCCAGUGUGUGUUUGAAGGCAUCGCUAAAGCAGGAAAGCCAACCCUUCUGAACCAGAUCUACACAGAGCUCUACAUCACAGAGGGAGGGACUGGAGAGGUCAACGAUGAACAUGAGGUCAGACAGAUUGAAACAGCCUCCAGGAAACCAGACAGAGCAGAAACAAGCAUCAGACCAGAAGACGUCUUUAAAGGCUCAGCUGGAAGAGAUGGAGCCAUCAGAACAGUGAUGACAAAGGGAGUGGCUGGCAUUGGGAAAACAGUCCUAACACAGAAGUUCACUCUGGACUGGGCUGAAGGCAAAGCCAACCAGGACAUACACUUCACAUUUCCAUUCUCCUUCAGAGAGCUGAAUGUGCUGAAAGAGCAAAGGUUCAGCUUGGUGGAACUUGUUCAUCACUUCUUCACUGAAACCAAAGCAGCAGGAAUCUGCAGGUUUGAAGAGAUAGAUGUUGUUUUCAUCUUAGAUGGUCUGGAUGAGUGUCGACUUUCACUGGACUUCAACAAGACUAAAACCCUGACUGAUGUCACAGAGUCCACCUCAGUGGAUGUGCUGCUGACAAACCUGAUCAGGGGGAACCUGCUUCCCUCUGCUCACCUCUGGAUCACCACACGACCUGCAGCAGCCAAUCAGAUCCCUCCUGGGUGUGUUGACAUGGUGACGGAGGUCAGAGGGUUCACUGACCCACAGAAGGAGCAGUACUUCAGGAAGAGGUUCACAGAUGAGGAGCAGGCCACAACAAUCGUGUCCCACAUCAAGACGUCACGAAGCCUCCACAUCAUGUGCCACAUCCCAGUCUUCUGCUGGAUCACUGCUACGGUUCUGGAGGAUCUGCUGGAAACCAGAGAGGGAGGAGAGCUGCCCAAGACCCUGACGGAGAUGUACAUCCACUUCCUGGUGGUUCAGACCAAAGUGAAGAACAUGAGGUAUGAUGGAGGAGCUGAGACAGAUCCACUCUGGAGUCCAGAGAGCAGGAAGAUGAUUGAGUCUCUGGGAAAACUGGCUUUUGAGCAGCUGCAGAAAGGAAACCUGAUCUUCUAUGAGUCAGACCUGACAGAGUGUGGCAUCAAUGUCAAAGCAGCAUCAGUUUAUUCAGGGGUGUUCACACAGGUCUUCGAGGAGGAAAAAGGACCGUAUAAGGACAAGGUGUUCUGCUUCAUCCAUCUGAGUGUUCAGGAGUUUCUGGCUGCUCUUCAUGUCCAUCUGACCUUCAUCAACUCCGGAGUCAACCUGAUGUCACAAAUAUCCUGGUUUAAACAUUUUAUGAUGAAACAUAGAACUUCACAGUUCUACCAUGUUGCUGUGGACAAGGCUUUAGAAAGUCCAAAUGGACACCUGGACCUGGUCCUCCGCUUCCUCUUGGGAUUUUCUCUUAAGAAAACCCAGUCACUCUUACAAGGUUUGAUGACACGAAUGAGAAGUAAUUUACAAACCAAUCAGAAAACAGUUCAAUAUAUCAAGAAGAAAAUCACAGAGUUUCCUUCUGCAGAGAAAAGCAUCAACCUCUUCCACUGUCUGAAUGAACUGAAUGAUUGUUCUCUAGUAGAGGAGAUCCAAGACUAUCUGAAUUCAGGAAGUCUCUUCAUAUAUAAACUGUCUCCUGCCCAGUGGUCAGCUCUGGUUUUCAUCUUAUUGUCUUCAGCAAAUGAUCUUGAAGUAUUUGAGCUGAAUAAAUUCUCUGCUUUAGAGGAGGCUCUUCUGAGGUUGCUGCCUGUGGUCAAAGCUUCCAACACGGCUCUACUGAGUAACUGUAACCUGUCAGAGAGAAGCUGUGAAGCUCUGUCCUCAGUUCUCAGCUCUCAGUCCUCUAGUCUGAGAGAACUGGACCUGAGUAACAACAACCUGCGGGAUUCAGGAGUGAAUGUUCUGUGCGCUGGACUGAAGAGUCCUCACUGUCGACUGGAGACUCUCAGCCUGAGUGUGUGUGACCUGUCAGAGAGAAGCUGUGAAGCUCUGUCCUCAGUUCUCAGCUCUCAGUCCUCUAGUCUGAGAGAACUGGACCUGAGUAACAACAACCUGGAGGAUUCAGGAGUGAAGCUACUGUCUGCUGGACUGAAGAGUCCUCACUGUCGACUGGAGACUCUCAGGCUGUCAGGCUGUCUGCUCUCACAGGAAGCUUGUGUCUCUCUGGCCUCAGCUCUGAGCUCCAACCCCUCCCAUCUGAGAGAGCUGGACCUGAGCUACAAUCAUCCAGGAGACUCAGGAGUGAAGCUGCUGUCUGCUGGAGUCAAGGAACCACACUGGAGACUGGACACUCUCAGGGUGGAGCCUGGUGGAGUCCGAUACUUGACACCAGGUCUGAGCAAGUAUUUCUGUCAACUCACCAUCGACACAAACACAGUGAACAGACAUCUACAACUGUCUAACAACAACAGGAACGUGACACAUAUCUGGCAGGAUCAGUCAUAUCCUGAUCAUCCAGACAGAUUUGACUGGCCUCAGCUGCUGUGUAGUAAUGGUCUGACUGGUCGCUGUUACUGGGAGGUUGAGUGGGGUGGAGGAGUUUAUAUAUCAGUGAGUUACAGAGGAAUCAGAAGGAAAGGAGACAGUAAAAACUGUUGGUUUGGAGACAAUGAUCAGUCCUGGCGUCUGAAAUGCACUAAUGGUGGUUACUAUGUCUGCCACAAUAACAUAGUAACACUCAUCUCCUCCUCUGUGUCUCACAGAGUAUCAGUGUAUGUGGUAUGUCCUGCUGGUUCUCUGUCCUUCUGGAGAGUCUCCUCUGACAAACUGAUCCACCUUCACACCUUCAACACCACAUUCACUGAACCACUUUAUCCUGGGUUUGGGGUUAGGCACAGUUGGCCUGGUUCCUCAGUGUCUCUGUGUGAUGUGUCAUAGUGAGAAUUUGAUUCUGUCAGGGAAACGUUGUCACUGUGAAACAUAGUUCAGUCUGUUCAUGUCUGUCUUGUUGUCAUGUCAGAUAGAUGUAUUAAAACAAACUAUGGAGCUAAGGUGGCUGAGCAUGUUCUGUUCUGAGUGAGAGUAUGCGAUUUGAUUGCACCAGACAGACGUUCCUCCUGCGCAGGAAAAGGGACAAAAGGCAAAUGCAACUCAAGGAUUUUGUGAUCUUUGCAUUACACCUCUGUGAUGUAUGUUGUGAUCUCCCCUGCUGUUUUUUUUUGCAGAAAAGACAAGUCUCUCAUCAGUUUCUUUAUUACAAAUUUCCACCACAGUUGAUAAAUAGUUGUGUUGCUCACAUUUCUUGAACUUUCUGUGAAUCUUCUCAUUUCAUUUGAAGUGUGUGUGAAGGAGAAGCUUUAUUCACUAAUCUUCUGACAAACACACUGAUCAUUGAUCAAAUCUCCAUCCAGCCGGUAGCUAAAGUUGAUUCCAGAUUGUGGGCUAUAAUAUAAUAAAUUUUAUUCAGAUUCUGCAUCUGUUCUCAAGCAUUAACUGACAAACACCAAAAACUAUGUAACCUUUACUUCCAACUGCUAUGUUAGUAUGUUGUGUAUGAUUCCUUCCUUCCUGUUUAAGGUUGUAUUUACAGUUUACUUGACAAUAAGGCCUUAAAAAUG
Messenger RNA from Betta splendens (Siamese fighting fish), 4386 nucleotides. RefSeq names its product NLR family CARD domain-containing protein 3-like. Lineage: Eukaryota; Metazoa; Chordata; Actinopteri; Anabantiformes; Osphronemidae. The record is from RefSeq and is a predicted model, not a curated record. Gene Ontology annotation, molecular function: protein binding. The transcript is spliced from 7 exons. The coding region runs from base 779 to 3706 and encodes 975 amino acids.